GCGGUCGCUCGGUGCCAUCCCCGGUGCUGGCGCCGCCCGCAGCCUCCCCGGGGCUUCUGCCUAUUUUAGUCACAGCGGCGGCUCGGUGGCCGCGGCGGGAGAGGUGAAGAGUGGCUGUGUUUAAGCGCGGACUUGUCCCGUCUUGUACGGACAGGGCGCCCGGCAAACUUUUCCGAGGACGCGGAGAAGGAGCGUCCCAAGAUGAGUAUUGUAACAACUAUCCCACUCACUGUUACUCCACUAGGUUCUGUUCUAGACUUAAAAAAUGCUACCCUUGUGCCUUUCAACGAGACUGCGUGUGAAAACUGGAAAGAGAUUCAUCAUCUUGUUUUCCAUGUGGCAAACAUUUGCUUUGCAGUUGGGCUGGCUAUUCCGACUACUCUGAACCUGCACAUGAUUUUCCUCCGAGGCCUGCUCACCAUAGGGUGUGCAUUGUUCAUCAUUUGGGCUACUCUCUACCGUUGUGCCUUGGACAUAAUGAUCUGGAAUUCUGUGUUUUUGGUUGUCAACCUUUUACAUUUCAUAUACCUAGUGUAUAAGAGAAGACCGAUCAAAAUAGAGAAGGAGCUUAGCAGCCUCUACAAGAGAAUGUUUGAACCUCUCCACGUGUCUCCGGAGCUCUUCCGAAGAUUAACUGGACAAUUCUGCAACAUUCAGACUUUAAAGACAGGUCAAGCCUAUGCUGCAGAAGAUAAAACAUCAGUUGAUGAUAGGCUAAGCAUCUUGCUGAAGGGGAAAAUGAAGGUGUCUUAUCGAGGGCAUUUUCUGCAUAAUAUUUACCCCUGUGCCUUUAUAGAUUCUCCUGAAUUUCGAUCAACACAGAUGAACAGGGGUGAGAAAUUCCAGGUCACCAUUAUCGCAGAUGAUAACUGCAAGUUCCUGUGCUGGUCCAGGGAAAGGCUGACCUAUUUUCUGGAAUCUGAGCCAUUUCUUUAUGAGAUCUUUAAGUAUCUUAUUGGCAAAGAUAUUACAAACAAACUUUAUUCAUUGAAUGACCCAACCUUAAAUGACAAGGCUUCCAAAAAGAUUGAUCGACAACCUAGUCUUUGCUCACAGCUCUCUGUGAUGCAGAUGAGAAACAGCAUGGCCAGUACCAGUGACAGUGAGGAUGGCUUGCAGAUAUUUCUUCGUGGGACUUCCUCUGCAUCCUCUCUUCGCCCAGGCCGGACAUCUCCCUACCUGAGAACUUCGACAAAAAUGAAGCCAAUAGAAGAAAGUGUUGAAGAUGAUGUCUUUGAAGCACCAUCUGCUGAUAAGCUUGAACUCCAGCAGCUGCCUUAAACAGACGUGUAUCAGAGCUUUUACAAAGCUCCAGUGCAAGAGGAAGAAGUUGAAUUUAGGAGAAAUCUGAAAGCUAAAACGACCUCUCCAUGUUUGAAUUUACCACAGCAUGUGCCAGUGGCUUCUAGAUGGAAAUGUCAUGUUUUAAUUUACUUCUAAAUAAUAAAACCCCCCAACUUGUAUGGAAUUUAUUUUUGUUUUCUGGACAUGAAUAUUUGCCUUUACUUUUACUCUUGCCAUUGUAAAUUUAAUACUAAGUAGCUGGCUAGCCUGAAUUUCAGGAGACUUAUUCAGUGCAGAAUAUCCCCAGUUUCAUUAACAUUGGUUUCUUGGAAGCCUGGAUCUUAGUGGUUUUCAGUGGGAGAUUUUGAAACUGUAUUUACAAAGCCAUGUUGCUGUUGUCUACCAUUAUUGUGAAAGUCUGAUGUGAAACAGCACACCUACUCUUCUGCACCUUCUCUAAUUCUGGCAUUUCCCAACCUCACAGCUUGACUCUACAAAUGUAGUAAUGACUUUUCUUUUUUUUUUUUCUUUUUUUCCCAAAUACUUAAAUUUCAUGUUGUCUGUCCAACCUUAACUUUUUCUUCUUUCUCUAUUAUGCUGAAGUUUAUGCUUUUCCUUAAUCUUAGCCAUGGAAUGAUUAAGCUGUUCUUGAUUAACCUUUCCAUGCAGCACUACAUGAGGUAAAAAUGAUAUUCAAUGUAGGAAAUCCAGUUCAAACCUCAAAACUGGGUAGCUGCAAGCAUGGUAAAAGUAUCAUAAUGGGAGGUAUUGGGAAAUUAUAAGGGGCAAUUGUAGUAGCAGCCCUGGCUGUGAUACAUGGAGACAUGCAGGUGGUAGCUGCCCUUCUGUCUUUUGAUUCUUGCAAUUUGUUAUACAACCAAUACUGUAUUUCCACUGAACAUCUCAGAAAAUAGAUACUGUGCCAUCUACUCAAUUGCACAGAAUUCCAAUACAGACAGGAAUAGAAGUUUAGCAUAAACCCUCAAGCAGUCAGAAGUGUCAGAAUCUGGUUUUGCUCUGUUUUCUGGCACUCUGUUUUAAUUCUAAAAUUUAUUCUGACUAAGCACCUUUGGAUCAGCCUGCAUCUGACUUAUAUAACCCACUUAUUCACUCUUCAAAAGCUUGUGCAAUAUCAAAAUGUGCAGGUAAAUGAUUGGGUAGUUUGACCUGCAUUGUCAGCAGUCCUGCUUCUGUGAACUUAAAGCCAGUGUUGAAUAUUACAUCACUAUGUCUUGUGGUUUGGUCAGUUUUGCAUUGUACAAAAUGUCAUACUGAGGUGAGACAUACUUGCUAGUCUGUGUAAAUAGAUGUAAAAUAUCUUUAUACCACACAUAUCCAAAGGAGAGGACAUUGGCUUCUGUUGGAGUUGAUGUUGUUUAUCAUCUGAAUCUGUUCUGAUGUUAUGAAGGAUUUUCUAUGUAGAAAAUAGCAGCUCCUUCUGCAGGUGUUAUAACUUCAGCACAAGUGUUAGUUGGAACAGCUUUUAGAGCCACUAGUUUGAUAAAACAGGAAGGAGAAGGUACAAGUCUGGGAUUCAGCAACUAAAACAGGAAUUCAUAGUUAAAAUUGUACAAUAUUUUUAGUAGCUGAGUGUUAAAUACUAGCAACUGAACAGAUUGCACCAUGAACCAAAAUACAGUAGAAAACAAGAAAACAAUACAUUAGAAAAAUAUGAAAUGUUCUCCAUGCAAUAAAAUAUGUACCAAAGCAGAAAUAUAUAUCCUCAUAACUCCAGGAACUAUUUGGUGUAAAUCUGUUUGAGUUUUCUGAUUACUUGUUUCUUUUAAUAAAAAGAAUACAUGCAGAACAUUUCAAUAGGAUAAAUUAUAGAAAUAUAGACUUAUUAAGGUGGUGACCACUGCAGGCCAUCCGAUGAAGCUGCCUGCUCAAAGCAGGGUCAGUUUCUAAAUGAGUGAAAAUGUUAUAAUGAUGGAGACAAAAAUACUAAGAAGUGCUGUUACAGGAAUGUAUCUCCGUGUGAGGAUCAUAUGCCUGAAAUGCUUACCUGGCUUUUGGAUCAUAACAGAACCAGAUUUUGUAAGUAAAGCAAUUCUGUAUUUUUUUGCAGGUUUUAUAAAAGCUGCUCCAAGUAGUUGAUUUCACGUAAAUAACACAAUGAUGAGAGACUCUCAGACCAGUGGAUGAAGAAUUCCUUGCUCUGGGCAGUGGUUUUGAGCUCUGCAUUAGAAGUGAUGUUUUACUCCCAGUCCAGAUGAAACAGCCUAUGUGGAUAGAACAUGGCAAUUCAGAGAAGGGUGCAGCUACAUGAUGGGUAGUGCUUAGGACUUAAAAAAAAAAAAAUUAAAUCACAUAACAAACUCAUUUGAACAGGCUGAAUAUAUCCAAACCCCUUUUCCUCCUUCCUGGAUUGCAAACAAAAGUUCUUUGUCUCAUAGGAAACAAGUGCAUUGUUGGUUCUAUGUCCCCUGGGGCAGGGGUGUACUUCUGAUGAUGCCUCUUUCUUGGCUGUGGGGAAGGUGAGAGAUGAAGUGGGAAAUAUUUUACUGAAAAGGACACGUCCUUGUCCUGAUGUAAUUUUCUUUACUUUGGCUGGUUUUUGGACUCCUUUGAAGAGAAAAACCAAGCUGGUAGAAGAGAGCUUAUGUAGUUUAGCAAGUGAAAAGCAGACUGGCUAAAAUAAAACCAGUAGUUUUCUUUCUUCUU
Calypte anna (Anna's hummingbird) is the source of this 3948-nucleotide messenger RNA. It is a transcript of the gene POPDC1, whose product is annotated as blood vessel epicardial substance. Gene Ontology annotation, cellular component: sarcolemma. The record is from RefSeq and is a predicted model, not a curated record. The coding region runs from base 202 to 1281 and encodes 359 amino acids. Lineage: Eukaryota; Metazoa; Chordata; Aves; Apodiformes; Trochilidae. The transcript has 8 exons. Gene Ontology annotation, molecular function: cAMP binding.